AUGUCGUCAACUCGCCCUCUUCACCUCUCAGUGCCUCCCAAGACUGCUGGCAUGAACGAUCUCCUCUUCGUCGCCAACGCUGCCGGGGAGUCUGCCACUGCUGCUGCCAUGUUUGGUGGCAAGCCCACUGCCCGAGUUGUUGGUAUUGUUCGCAGCUUCGACCGCUUCAACACUGGCAUGCGGGUUGAGGGCAACAUCAAGCGUGUUGAGUAUCUCCGUGGCCUCUCAGCUAUACACUACGCCAUGCGCGAGCACGGGUGCCGCUAUGGUUUCAUCCUCACCGAGAUUGAGCUUGUCCUUGUCCGCAACGGAAUCGCCAACACUCCCUUCUUCGGUGAUCUCGAGGUUACAUCAGUCCAGCUCGCUGCCUCUGCCCCUGAGGGCGAUGCUUCAACCCUUCCCCAAGAGACCCCCCUCACUGCAUGCCUCGCCCUCUGGGGUCUCUGCCAACUUGCUGCCGACGACACACCCGCCAGCCAUGCCCACUGGCGUGCUGAGAUCGGUGCGCCCGCUGAGGGAACUCGCCGCAAGGCUCAACCCCGUGACUCCUGGAUCCCUCAACCCCAGCUGGCUGAGAAGCGUGAGGCCAAAAGAAGCCGUGGAUGGGUGUGGCCUGAAGAUGCCAUUGGCCGUAAGGAGCUUGGAAAGCGAGGUGUUCGAUAUGGAGGAGUCUAA
Fusarium verticillioides 7600 is the source of this 675-nucleotide messenger RNA. RefSeq lists its product as hypothetical. The record is from RefSeq and is a predicted model, not a curated record. Bases 1 to 675 code for a protein of 224 amino acids. The transcript has a single exon. NCBI's taxonomy places the organism in Eukaryota, Fungi, Ascomycota, Sordariomycetes, Hypocreales, Nectriaceae.